AUGCCUUCCCAGGACAAGGCGAUGCUCAACAACCUCGAAAUGCUUUCGCUCCAGGUUUCCAAAUUGACCCAACGGGUCAUCCAGCUAUCCGAGACGCCUGGGCCAUCUUCGUCUCGACGGACUUCCAUCAGUAGCGAUGGCACCAGUCUUCGAAGCAUCGACGCAGCUGAGGGAGACCUCGACAAUGACAUCUUCGAUCCAAGCGAGGAGGCCUACAAGGCAAUCCUCGAGGAAACCGAUUUCUUCUAUCAGAUGUUCGAAUCGUUCAUUCUGAGCUCCGGAAGAACGGCCCUGGUCACGCGAUCGAGGAGCGUCCAGGCCUAUGCUGCAGCCUUUAUUGACGCAGCAAAGAACGACAUUCCCGAUUUUGCGGAGGCGUCGCGUGCUGAAGGUCUCAUCCUUCAAAUUGCGACCCUCAGCCAGGACCAUGCGAUCGAUCUUUAUAUUUCCCUCAGCAAGAAAUACAAGGCCGACAAGUCCAAGGGCAAGAAGAAGGCAGUCAAGACUAUUACAACCAGCUUUCAGACCAAUUUUGAUGGAGACAUUCAGUCGACUGAGGAACUCAGCCCUCAAAAGCGAUCUCGAAGUAUUCUGAAGACUCCAUCUAAGGCUUCCCGCAGUCGUGUGGUUCUGAGCGACUCUGAAUCCGAUGGUGGCAUUGGCGAGGAAGCUGAUUCCAACUGACUUCACAUCAAGGGAACAGCCUGGGCGCUUGGUAUCGACCAUGUUUUUGUCGUCGAGCGGCACUAUUCUGUUCUGUUUCUAUACUGGUGCGAGUCUCAUACGGGGUUGAGGAUGUCAGACGGAGAUGUGGACCACAAUAACGCUACCAGCAAGAGGAGUGAUCAUUCCCUUUUGCCGUAGCGGGAUUGCGACAGAG
Molecule: messenger RNA, 880 nt
Organism: Ilyonectria robusta
Lineage: Eukaryota; Fungi; Ascomycota; Sordariomycetes; Hypocreales; Nectriaceae
Exons: 4
Coding region: 1-684 (227 amino acids)
Source: RefSeq, a predicted model, not a curated record